Selaginella moellendorffii is the source of this 1796-nucleotide messenger RNA. RefSeq names its product protein LTV1 homolog. Bases 26 to 1510 code for a protein of 494 amino acids. Gene Ontology annotation, biological process: ribosomal small subunit export from nucleus; ribosomal small subunit biogenesis. Lineage: Eukaryota; Viridiplantae; Streptophyta; Lycopodiopsida; Selaginellales; Selaginellaceae. The record is from RefSeq and is a predicted model, not a curated record. The transcript has 4 exons. Gene Ontology annotation, cellular component: nucleus; cytosol; preribosome, small subunit precursor.
GGUUUAGGGCUUGCGGCGAGGAGGGAUGGGCAGGAAGAAGAAAUUCAUCGACAAGAAGAAAUCCGCCACAUUCGCGCUGCUCUACCGGGAAUCUGGCGAUGGCGAGGAGAUUGGGGGUGAGCGAGUGUACACGCGAGUGGACGGCAAUGCCGCGAUCCGGUUGCCAGGUUUCGAGCAAGACGACGACGAUGAUUCCAGGUUUGCUGAUGCUGAGGAGGAAGAGGAAGAAGGGGAAUUGGAGGCGGCAGUGGCGAAGAUGGAGAUUACUCCGCAGGGAUUGCCGGAGCAUGUAAGGAGAGAGCUCGUGGAGAUGGGAUUUCCAGACGAUGGCUACAAUUACAUGAAACAUAUGAGGAGCAUUGGUGCUGGAGGCGGUAGCGUCUUUGUUCCUACGACCAGUGAGACGAGUAAUGUUCUUCCAGCCGAUUUUAAGGCUUAUGAUGCUUCCAAAGUUCCUGUCAAGGAAGCGGUUGCGGACGAAUCUGCCAGUAACACGACCAAUCUCAGGCCGAUUCGAAGUGCGUUUGUCAAGGUGGGAGGCUUGGAUCCCGAAGUUGCUGCUGUUCUCGAGGAGAGUGAUUUCUCAGACGAUGAUGGGGACGAGUCCGAUGGUUUGGAAGACGAUUUUAUCCUCAUUGCAAACGAGGGGGUGGAGGAAGAAGCCAAAGCCGAAACUUCCAACAGGAAGGAUUUGCCACCCGUGAAAAGGUUCGAAGAAGAGGAAGAGGAAGAAGUCCGGUCUUUCGCAGCGAUGGCCAUCACCAACGAGCGAGCGAAUGGGAUUCUCGACGAGCAGUUUGAAGUGCUCACCUCGAAAGAAUACGACUGUGAUGUUGCGGACUUCGGGGACGACGAUCCGCGAGCCAGAGGCCAGGCCCACAUUUCUGAAUUCACGUCGAUCUUUGACGAGUUUCUUGCGGAAAAUCCGAGUUUCGCGAGCAAGCCAGUUCAACGGACAGUGAAGCAAGAGAGACUGGAAGAAGUGCCAGCAAAGUUAGAGUUAGUGGUGCAAGAGUAUGAGGAGUUUGGAAAAAGCAGUGAGUCUGCAGAGGAAGAGCUGGAAACAGUCUGGGUUGCCGAAAGCGACGAUGACAAAAAGGCGAAAUGGGACUGUGAGACGAUCGUGUCUACACUGUCGAACCUCGACAACCAUCCAUCGAGGAUCGGUGCUCCAGUCGGCAAACGGGUCGACUUCUCCUCGAUUCGCCAGGCGCAGCAGCAAGUGAUUCGCAUUGGCGGCAAGCAAAAGUUGCCACUGGAUUUCGUGACGCCAAAGACGAGCGAAGUGUCGAGCGAGCGGAAGAAAGAGUCGGAGCCACACAAGAAAACCGCUCCGCUGCGACAAAAGGGAGAGAGCAAAGAGGAACACAAAGCUCGAAAGAGCGCUGUGAAAGAAGAACGACGAGCUGCGAGGAUGGCCAAAAAGGAGCUCAAAACUCGAUUCAAAAUUGAGUCACAGAGAGCACAGUCUGGGGCCGCAGUAGCAGCACCACCAACAAUUCACCUCUAGGUAGCUUAUUCUCGUUCGACAAAAUCGACCAUAUGCUCCACUUUUCUUCUUCGCUUUUUUCUUACAGGAUCGGCUCUUUUCUAUACUCCCUGAGAAUGACAGGGACGCUCGUCGGUGGAACCUGCACAACCGGAAAACUCAGUCACUCAAACUUCUGUUUUCAAUGAUGCAACUCACCAUCCCGUGCUCGGUGAUGAUCAUCGAGACGUAGUCGGCAGGAGUCGCGUCAUACCUGGAAGUAACGCAAUAUGAAGAAAGGAAGAAAGGAAUCUCAUUUGCACACUCA